CCCCAGAGACAAUUAUGGGCUUGGAAAGGCAAAUAUCGCGCUAUUUCGGGAUAGGCGGCUGGGAAAGAAAGGUGCGCGUCGCGAGGGUACGUGACUUGGCCUCCUUAGGUUGGGAUUUAGGGAUGCUAGUCUCGUACUCUCAUGAUUUCCGGCGCGCCUGCGCACCCUGCACUCCUGGGCGGUCGUGGCGGUUUAUUGAGGCAGAGGCGGCUGGCGUGCCAUGGCUUCGGCUGCCGUGGCUGAGGUCACUCGCAGGACUUGGGGUUGCUCGCAGUCCAGGAUCUGGGCUCCCCUAGAGGCGGGUGGAUGGCCGAGGCAGAGGAAGAGAAGACGACAGCAGAGGACCUACGUGAAGCCUCCCGAGGGUGGCGAUGACCACCCACCAGGCCCGGGGUCCGGCGCCGAGUGGAGCGAGGCCCUUUUGGACAUCUGUCAGAGAAGGCAUUUCCUGGUGGGGACCCAGCAGCCGCUCGGGAGGGACUCCCUCCGCAGCGGCCACCACCCCGGCUUCGGCCCCCUCGGCGUGGGGCUCAGGAAGAACCUGGCGUCGCAGUGGUGGUCCUCGGUGGCGGCCUUCAGGGAGCACAUCUUCCCGCUGGACACCCCACACCACGAGCCGUGGUCUGCGGAGCUUCGAGGCCGAGGCCUCUGCCUAGUCCCUGCCGACGGCCUCCGGGCAGCCUUGCAAGACGAAGCACUAACUAAGGAGCAGCUAAUUACCUCUCUUGAGAGCAUGUUAAAAACUUCUGGGACGCUACGGGAGAACCUCUAUCACGGUGCUUUGAAACAGUAUGUUAAUUGCCUGGAUCUGGUAAACAAGAGGCUGCCUUAUGGUCUUGCUCAGAUUGGAGUGUGUUUUCAAGAUGUUCCUGAUACUGGACAUACAUGUGAUGACAUCAAAAGAAUAGGUGAAAGGACCAUGUCUUCCCUGGUAUGGUUUACCUCUGCAAGAACAGCAGGCCAGUGGCUUGAUUUCUGGUUGCGACAUCGACUUUUGUGGUGGAGAAAGUUUGCAGUAAAUCCAUCCAACUUCAGCAGCAGCGACUGUCAAAAUGAAGAGGGAUGUAAAGGAAGCAAGCUGUUCUACAGUUUUCCCUGGGGAAAAGAGCCAAUAGAAACACUCUGGAAUCUUGGAGACCAUGAACUUUUACAGUUGUAUUCUGGAAACAAAUCUAAAUUACAUGGCCGAGAUGGAAGAAAAAAUGUGGUUCCUCAAGUUCUUUCUGUGAGUGGAGAUCUAGACCAAGGAGCAUUAGCUUAUCUCUAUGAUUCCCUUCAGCUAACAGAUAAAUCCUUUAUAGGAAAGAAGGAUCUUCAGAGAAAGGUACUUAAACUUCACCCUUGUUUAGCUCCAGUCAAGGUGGCUUUGGAUGUGGGAAGAGGUCCAGCAAUGGAGUUGAGACAGGUUUGUCAAGGACUGUUUAAUGAAUUACUAGAAAGUGGAAUUUCUGUAUGGCCUGGGUAUUUGGAAACCAUGCAGUCCUCGAUGGAACAACUUUAUUUAAAGUAUGAUGAAAUGAGUAUACCCUUUACUCUUUUGAUAACGGAAACUACUUUGGAGAAUGGGUUAAUACACCUGAGAAGUAGAGACACCACAAUGAAGGAGUUGAUGCACAUAUCUAAAGUAAAGGACUUUUUAAUCAUGUAUAUUACAUCUGCCAAAAAUGUGUAGAUAUUAGUAGCUUAAUAAAUACUUUUUGUCAUUUAAA
Vombatus ursinus (common wombat) is the source of this 1709-nucleotide messenger RNA. RefSeq names its product DNA polymerase gamma 2, accessory subunit (gene POLG2). The record is from RefSeq and is a predicted model, not a curated record. The transcript is spliced from 8 exons. Gene Ontology annotation, cellular component: cytoplasm; mitochondrion. Gene Ontology annotation, biological process: mitochondrial DNA replication. The coding region runs from base 221 to 1672 and encodes 483 amino acids. Lineage: Eukaryota; Metazoa; Chordata; Mammalia; Diprotodontia; Vombatidae.